AUGAGAUCAAAAAAGAGGUCACAAAGACAACAAAACAAAUUAAAUAAGAAACACAUUGAAAUUAAACGCAAAAAUGAGGAAUAUCAAAAAGAUGAACGUUUAAAAAAUAAAGAAUAUAAAAGAAUUAUCAGACAAGACGACUUGUAUAAAGAACGCGAACGCUUAAAUAAUAUAAAAUUAACUCAAAAAUUAAGAGAAGACGAGAUGUACAAAGAACGCGAGCGCUUGAGUAAUAAAGAAUCAAUGCAAAAAAUAAGAGAAGACGAGAUGUACAAAGAGCGCGAACGUUUGAGCAAUAAAGAAUCAAUGCAAAAAAUAAGAGAAGACGAGAUGUACAAAGAGCGCGAGCGCUUGAGCAAUAAAGAAUCAAUGCAAAAAAUAAGAGAAGACGAGAUGUACAAAGAGCGCGAGCGCUUGAGCAAUAAAGAAUCAAUGCAAAAAAUAAGAGAAGACGAGAUGUACAAAGAGCGCGAGCGCUUGAGCAAUAAAGAAUCAAUGCAAAAAAUAAGAGAAGACGAGAUGUACAAAGAACGCGAGCGCCUUAGUAAUAAGGAAUCAAAAAAGAAAGUAAGAGAAGACAAGACGUAUAAAGAGCGCGAGCGCUUGAGCAAUAAAGAAUCCAUGCAAAAAAUAAGAGAAGACGAGAUGUACAAGGAGCGCGAGCGCUUGAGUAAUAAAGAAUCAAUGCAAAAAAUAAGAGAAGACGAGAUGUACAAAGAACGCGAGCGCCUGAGUAAUAAAGAAUCGAAGAAGAAAAUAAGAGAAGACGAGAUGUACAAAGAACGCGAGCGCCUGAGUAAUAAAGAAUCGAUGAAGAAAAUAAGAGAAGAUGAAGAAUAUCGACAAAAAGAAAAAAAUAGAGAUAAAAUAGCCAAGCAAAAUAAAAGAAAAUUGGACUUAUUCAAACAAAGAGAGUUAUACUAUAAUUCCCUGAUGAGAAGUCAGUCAGGUGCGGCCAAAAUUUAUUUACAAUUUAUAAAAGAUAAGGCAAUUUUGCCUGACUUGAUAUGCUGUUGCUGCGAAGGAUUAUUUUUCUCUCAUUCCGUUGUCAAAUACCUGGAAAACAUGGUUCGGCAAAAAUAUUCAGACGAUUUUCAUGAUAAAAUUUUUAAUUAUGACUCUGCGUACAUAUGUAAAACCUGUCAAAAUUCUGUAAAUAAAGGUAAAAUACCAAAAUUAGCUACUAGCAAUGGAUUAAAAUUCAUUGAUAUUCCAAACUGUUUGAAAAUAAUGACAGCCCUUGAAGAAAGAAUGGUAGCUCCUUAUAUUAAUUUUAUGCAAAUACGACCACUAAAAACAUUUGCUUUGAAUCCACAAUUAGGAAUAAAAGGUAGCGUUGUAAAUAUACCAAUUGAAAUUAACGAUAUGUUACAAGUGCUACCACGGAAGUUCGAUAAUAUGGCUACACUUCAAAUUAAAUUGAAACGACACAUGCUUCACUCUACGCAUUACAUGUUUGAAUCAAUUCGCCCAGCCAUAGUUUGUGAAGCGUUGAAAUAUUUAAUUGAAACGCCAUUAUACAUAAAUUUAAUGAAAAAGUUGAUUUUAUUGUGGACAAAGGAUGACAAAAGUAUAGAUUCUGAAUCUGAUCCUGAAGAAGACACGAAUGAUGAGGUAAUGUUAAUUGACCAAAACAAAGAAUUGACAGAUCAAGUUAAAAUUAUUGCACCUGGGCAAGGAAAAACACCUGUUCCAUGGCAUAUGAUAGAAGACAUUGACGAAUUAUGCUUUCCAAAAAUUUUUGGGGGACAUAAAUUAAAUGUGCCAAAAUUUAUUACAUAUAGUGAUCAAGCCAAGUCAGAGAGUAGACGCAGAGAUCGCAGAUCGUGUGUACCUACUAGAAUAUUGUAUAUGGCAAAGAAAAAAUUAGAACAGACUUGCAUUGCAAGUGUGAAUAUAUGUUUACGAAAAACAAAACAGACAAAUAAUCUUAGUGUCGCCAAUGUUUUAAACACAGAGUUCGUAAACAAUUUAGUAAAAUUUGAUGUAGGUUACAAAUUUCUCAAACAAGUGAGAUCUUCUCCUUCUUUCUGGGAAAGUAAGAAAAAAGAUUUAAUGGCGAUGAUUAGACAAUUGGGAAAACCGACAAUAUUCUUAACACUAUCUGCUGCUGAAUCGUGGUGGCCUGAAUUAAUAAAAACAUUGAUUAAAUUAAGUCGCAGUGAAAUCAUAUCGUUGGAAGAAGCCUUGAAUUUAGAUGCUCAUGAAAAAAGUGAACUAAUUCGAAAUGAUCCAGUAACUUGCGCACGCUAUUUUGACUACAAAGUUAACAAAUUUAUGAUAUUAUUGAAACAAAAAGAUAGCAUUUUUGGAAAUUAUUUGCUGGAAGACAGUUACGAGAGAGUGGAAUUUCAAAUGAGAGGAUCGCCUCACGAACACAUUUUUUUGUGGCUGAAAAAUGCACCAAAAUAUGAUCCAUCAAACCCAGAUAGUAUCGAAGAAUGUAUUUCCUUUAUUGAUACAUACAUAACAUGUCAUUAUGACGAAAAGGACCCUUAUAUGGCAGUCCAAAGACAUAAACAUACCAAUACGUGUUACAAAGGUAAAAAAAAUGAACAAAAGUGUAGAUUUAAUUUUCCAUUGCCCGUUAUGCCAAGAACAAUGAUAUUAAUACCAUUGAAUGAUGUCGAAAAGUCUGUAGAGAUGCGAGAAAAUUUAAUGAAAAUUAGAAAACUAAUGAACUACUUUUACAAAAAACAAGAACAAUUAAGUUUUCAGGAAGUUUUAGACAAGUUGAAAUUAAAUGAAAGUCAAUACAUUAACGCAUUAAGAAGCUCUCUGAAAAGAGUACAGGUAUUUUUAAAAAGAAGCAGUUUAGAAGUAGGUAUAAAUAGCUACAACAAAAACAUAUUGCACCUGUUCGAAUCGAAUAUCGAUGUUCAAUUUGUAUUAGAAGAAUACGGUGUUGCUUCCUAUAUCAUUAACUACGUCGGCAAGGUAGAUGCUGGCUUAUCAAAAUUACUUAGGGAUGCUGCCUCCGAUAUGAAUAACGAAAGCAAAAACAUCAAAGAUAAAUUUCGAAAAAUUGCCAAUGUGUUUUUAAACAGUAACUUAAUGUCUGCUCAAGAAGCAUCGUAUCAUGUUCUAUCAUUGCCAUUAUCGAAAAGCAGUCGACAAACAAUUUUUAUAAAUACAAGCCCCAUAAACGAACGAGCAAUGAUGUUGAAAACGACAAAGGAACUUGGUACAUUAGACAAAAACUCGACAGAUGUAUUUAUGGAAAAUAUAUUCGCAAAAUACAGCAACCGUUCAGCAACAAUGGAAAAUACUUGUUUAGCAGAUUUUGUGUCUAUGCAUUCCAAGAAAAAGUUAAACCACGACAACGAAGACAAUCCAAGUGCAGAAUACCAAACAAGGCAAAAACCAGCUAUAAUCAGAUACAGGCGUUAUAAACUAGCUCAAGAUCCAACCAAUUACUAUCGUGAACAAGUUUUGUUAUUUUUGCCAUGGAGAAAUGAAAUCACAGAAAUAGAAAACGCCAAUUGUGAAAAUAUUUACUAUACCAAUGAAAUUGAAAUAGAAGGAAACAGGCAGAAAUAUUCAAUUAUACAUGACGAAAUUCUAGAAAAUGCACUAGAAAAUGCACAAAAUGAAAUUAAUAGUGUAGAACAAGUAGACAUUAACGAUUUUGUUGCCGAUCAAUUAGAGUCAGAUCAGCAAGUAGAUAUUUUAGAACAAGAAGGCAAACAAAUUGUUAAUGAUAAAAAGGUUAAUCGUUUUAGUUGUCCAAAAAGAAUUUCAGGAAAAGAUUUACUAAAGUUAAUGUACGAUUUAAAUGUUUCACAACGCGAAUUUGUAAUGCACGUUUUAAAAUGUAUAAAAGAAAGACACAUUCCAUUAAAAAUUUUUCUCAGCGGUUCGGCAGGAGUAGGCAAGAGCACUGUAAUAAAUUGCUUAUAUCAACUUGUUACACAUUACUUUGACAAUCUUCCGGGUGCAUAUAAAGAUACGUUAAUAGUUUUAUUAUGUGCACCAUCAGGUAAAGCAGCUUAUCUCAUCAACGGUGUAACAUUACAUACUGCAUUUGCGUUACCGGUGUCUCAGUUUGGUGGACAAAUGCCAGAAUUAUCCGCCGAUGUUGCAAAUACAAUCAGAGAAAAACUAUUUAACCUAAAAUUAAUCAUUAUUGAUGAAAUUUCUAUGGUGGGCUCAACACUUUUAAGUCGCGUAGACACGCGCUUGCGACAAAUAAUGGGAAUAAAUCAAACAUUCGGUGGAGUAUCAGUACUUUUAGUGGGUGAUUUAAAUCAGUUGCCACCUGUUAUGGACUCACCCAUAUUUAAAAUUCCGGGAAAAAAUGAAAUGAAACAAUUUUUUGAUGUAAACCCCUUAUGGGAUGAGUUUAAGCUUUUUGAACUAACGGAAAUUAUGCGACAAAAGGACGAAAAACUAUUUAUCGAAGCACUCAAUAAUUUAGCAACAGGUCAAAUGACUACCGAUGAUAUUAAUCUAAUAAAAUCCAGGACAUGCACUGAGGCACAUGUACCUCGGAGUGCAAUUAGAUUAUUUGCAGAAAACAAAAAUGUAGAUUCAUUUAAUGAAAUCAAAAUCGACAUGCAACCCGGUACUGAAUAUAUUUCCGAAGCAAAAGAUACGAUUUUAGGAAAAGUAAGCGAUGUGACCAGAAACAAAGUAAUUGAAUCGCUCAAAUACAAAAGUACCACUGACGUCAACGGUUUACCGUACAAAAUAAAAUUUAAAUUAGGCAUAAAAUAUAUGCUAACAAACAACAUUGAUGUUGAGGACGGACUAGUAAACGGAGCAUGUGAUUUUAGUCGUUCGCGAAGAAUAACGCGUCAAAUGAUGUAUGUAGCAUUAAGCAGGGUAACAAAACUGUCAGGGUUGUAUAUUUUGGGUGAAUUUAGACCACCAAAAUUAACCAAAAGACAAGAUGACCCGAUUUUGUCCGAAUUAAACCGAUUAAGAAUGGAAAGAAAAUUACACUUGUGCUUUAAUGAUUUAAGACAAACUAAUGGUAUGACAGUAAUUUACCAAAACGUAUGUUCUUUGACAAAAAAACUUAAAUAUAUAUUGAAAGACGAAUGGUAUCAAAAAGGUGACAUAUUGAUACUUUCAGAAACAUUAACCCAAACAAGUGAUACAAUUAGAAUUCCCCACUUUAAAGAAAUAUUUAGAUCCGAUACAAAUGGUUGUUCUCGUGGAGUAAUUUGUUUUGCAAAAAACAAUAUUUUAAUUACUAAUAUUCAUCAUGUGCUUGAUAUGAAUGAUAAAAAAUCAUGUCACGUGGAAUUAUUCAGUUUCAAAAUCAACGAUUUUUACAUUGUAAGUGGAUACAAAUCACCAUCAUGUCCAAAUCAUGUGUUUGAAAAAAUGUUUGAUCAAAUAUUAAGUGAAAGAACACAAACAAACUCUGAAACUGUAAUAAUAGGAGAUUUUAAUUUUAACAUGCAAUAUCAUCCUGAUGUAUCAGUUAUUAGCAAAAUGUUCAAUAAAUAUAAUUUACAUACAUUACUUCCACAAGAUCUAUCAACAACUGAGAUGAAUACUCAAAUUGAUGUAAUAUUUUCAACAUAUUCGUUUAUGAUAGCUGAUAUAUACGAAACUUACUUUUCAUAUCAUAAACCAAUUUUUGUUGUUUUAAACAAUGAACAGAAAGAUUUGAAAAAUGACGCGAUUAUUCAGUCAAAAAAAAAUAUUGAAUACACAACACAAAAUACAAGUUUCAAUAUGAAAUAUGUCAAUGACGAAAAUAAUGAAAAAAUUUUCGAUUCGCAUACAGAGAAACAUGUACAUAAUAUUCAUUUAACUGUUCCUGAUAUAAUGACAAUACUCUCAGAAAUCUACAAUAUAGAUACGACAAUAUCUGUAAUCGAUUAUCGAUUCGCUUUACAGGCAAUAUAUUGCAAAUAUGAAAAUUUUAUUAACGCAUUAAAAAGAGAUAUAGCUCAAGUUGAAAGAGCAACUUUUAAUAAUCAUCCUUUAGAUUAUCACAGAAAAGAUAAAUUAUAUUUUAAUGCACUUGAAGAGAGAGCUAAAAUAGUUAAAACUGAGGGCGACGGUUCUUGUUUAUUUAGAUCAUUUUCUCUAUGUAUCUUUGGAAUAGAAAAAUUCCACAUAAAUAUGCGUGUUUUAUGUUGCUUUAUUUUUGAAGAAUAUUGGUCAGAAUUCGAUAGAAUCGUCGUAAAUCUAAGUGACUAUACUUGUAUGAAAAUUUUAAUACACAAUACAGCUGAUAUUAGAGUUUGGGGCGAUGCUAUACAUACCAAGGCUAUUUCAGUAGCCUCGCACCGCAAUAUUUACCUGUAUAAUGAAAUAAAUGAAAAUGAUAAAGACAGAUACAGUACAUUUGAAGACCUACAAAGGAAAUGCGACGCCAAUCAAUUAAAUACAAUACAUUACAUAUUUCCAUCUAAUGUACCAGGCAAUAUUUUAGAAACGGUUGACAUAUUAAAACCAAUUGCAGUGUUAUUAACAGACAUAGGUACUAAUUCCGCUCACUAUUCUGCAGUUCUUCCAAUCCAUUACGAAUCGCAACUUUUGCGACCAAAAUUUUAUGGUGAUAGAAUACAAGUUGAUAGUGAACCAGAAGCACCAAAUAGCAUUAUCGAAAUUUCAGAUUAA
Messenger RNA from Psylliodes chrysocephalus, 6582 nucleotides. Lineage: Eukaryota; Metazoa; Arthropoda; Insecta; Coleoptera; Chrysomelidae. The record is from the annotation of a GenBank genome assembly.